CUCUCUGGAGAAGAUCAACUGCGAUCAAAAAUCCUGUUUUUACACCACAAAUUUAUUGGUGUUUUUGGUCAGACUUGCGUACGAAGGGCAGCUACAUAUGCAGUAUAUUUUGGAACCUGCAGCAGGACUGCUGAGCGCAGAUGAAGAAAGGUAUUCUCCGUGUAUAAUUGCAUGUCUGAGGUACUUUCAUGUAUCUGCAGAUCAUUACGGCCGCCUACGGAAAGAUGAUACAUAAGAAAUAAAACAUUUUGAAACCUUUCUUAAACAGCAACUAGAAAAGACUACAUGUGAACAGGUGCGAUCCUUAAUGUAACUGUACUUCCUGGAAGGAAAAUGUUCUCAGAGCAACACUUGUCCACCAGUAGUGAACGAGCGUAGAAGAGAGAGCAGGGGUGGUAGCCCAGGUUCCUCAGGAGGUGGUAGCCCAGGAGGUGGUUCCUCAGGAGGUGGUAGCCCAAGAGGAGGUUCCUCAGGAGGCGGUAGCCCAGGAGGUGGUAGUGCAGGAGGUGGUAGCCCAGGAGGUGGUUCCUCAGGAGGUGGUAGCCCAGGAGGUGGUUCCUCAGGAGGCGAUAGCCCAGGAGGUGGUUCCUCAGGAGGUGGUAGCCCAAGAGGAGGUUCCUCAGGAGGCGGUAGCCCAGGAGGUGGUAGCGCAGGAGGUGGUACCCCAGGAAGUGGCUCUUCAGGAGGUGGUACCCCAGGAGGUGGUUCUUCAGGAGGUGGUAGCCCAGGAGGUGGUACCCCAGCAGGAAACAUGAAUGGGCACAUCAGCGGUGGUACCACAGGAGGAAACAGGCAUGGUCACUCCAGUGGUGGUACUGCAGGAGGAAACAGGCAUGGGCACAACAAGGAUGGUACCCAAGGAGGAAGCAGGCAUGGGUACAACAGGGAUGAUACCCAAAGAGGAAGCAGGCAUGGGUACAACAGGGAUGAUACCCAAAGAGGAAGCAGGCAUGGGUACAACAGGGAUGAUACCCAAAGAGGAAGCAGGCAUGGGUACAACAGGGAUGAUACCCAAAGAGGAAGCAGGCAUGGGUACAACAGGGAUGAUACCCAAAGAGGAAGCAGGCAUGGGUACAACAGGGAUGAUACCGAAAGAGGAAGCAGGCAUGGGUACAACAGUGAUGGUGCCGCAGGAGGACACAGGCAUGAGUACAACAGGGAUGGUACCCAAGGAGGACACAUGCAUGGCCACACCAGCGGUGGUGCAGCAGGAGAAAACAGGCAUGGGUACAACAGGGAUGGUACCCAUGGAGGAAGCAGGCAUGGGUACAAUAGGGAUGGUGCCCAAGGAGGAAGCAGGAAUGGGUACAACAGUGAUGGUACCCAAGGAGGAAGCAGGCAUGGGUACAAUAGAGAUGGUGCCCAAGGAGGAAGCAGGCAUGGGUACAACAGUGAUGGUACCCAAGGAGGAAGCAGGCAUGAGUACAACAGGGAUGGUACCCAAGGAGGGCACAUGCAUGGCAACACCAGCGGUGGUACCAGAGGAGGACACAUGCAUGGCCACACCAGCGGUGGUACCAGAGGAGGACACAUGCAAGGCCACAACCAGCAAGUGGUACCAGAGGAGGAACAAUGCAUGUGCCACAACCAGCAGUGGUACCAGAGGGAGGACACAUGGCAUGGCCACACCAGCGUGGUAA
Molecule: messenger RNA, 1640 nt
Organism: Cherax quadricarinatus
Lineage: Eukaryota; Metazoa; Arthropoda; Malacostraca; Decapoda; Parastacidae
Source: RefSeq, a predicted model, not a curated record